AUGUUGGCUUCGAAAUCAUGGCUCGAUGCAUAUAUACUGACCUUCAACUGUGCGAGAAACACCAUUGAUACCCACAUAUUUGCCUCGCACUUGUUCGACGGCCUCUCGAAGGAUUCCGCCUCCGUUGAAUACCCGGAGAUCUUAGUCCUCUCGCUCCAGGAGAUUGCGCCUAUUGCCUAUGCGUUCCUUGGGGGGCCCUUUUUGGAGUGGUAUUUUGAUGCGUUUAGGCUCGCCGUCGACCUGGCAACGCCCGAGGACCAGCGGUAUCAAAAUAUCAUAACGAAAAAUGUCGGCAUGACAGCUAUCAUGGUGUUUGUACGUGACGAUGCCGUCGACAAAGUUGCAUGGGUCGAAACAGCAGAGACCGGUGUUGGUGUACACCAGGCUGGCAACAAGGGUGCCGUAGGGGCGAGGAUAGGCUACCGAGCGGACUAUGAUAGCGAGAACCAGCUUGCCUUGACAUUUUUAUCAUUACAUCUUGCUCCGGAUGAAACUGGUACGGAAAGGAGAAACCAAGACUGGAAAGAUAUCUGCCAGAGGCUCGUCUUUACCGGCUCCGAUCUUGCAGGUAAUCCUGCGUGCCUCGAGAGGCAGCAGUACGACGAAGAAGGGACACCACUGCUUCCAAAUUCUCCCGGUGCAGCAGGGAACUGCGGAAUAUAUUCACCAGGCUCAUACCUUUUUGUAGCUGGGGAUUUCAACUAUCGCACAUCAAGCAGAGGACCGAAGCCUUGCGAUAUAUCAGCGUUUCCCCAGCCUACGGACGAUACGAGCAAUAGCAGCCACUAUAUUCACCUACUUGCCCAUGACCAAUUGACCCGCGAACUACGAGGAAACAAAACAAUGCAUCACCUUUCUGAGCAGCCCGUUACAUUUCCCCCAUCGUACAAAUAUUCCCUAGAAGCCCGGGAAGGUAGCCUGCUGCAUCCUUCCCAGGGCUUCAAGUGGGCAAAAAACCGGUGGCCCAGCUGGUGUGAUCGCAUCCUAUAUCUCGAUAACCCAUCGCCAGGAGACGACUCCUACAGAGUCAUGCCCCAUCAUUAUGGCAUACUUCCGCUUUUCUCCACAUCUGACCAUCGCCCUGUUGUCUUAUCCCUUUCGGUCCCCCUUCACACGAACCCAACUGGUCCAAUCUCAGCGCUAUCACCUCCUUUCGAACUUGACCCCGAAUGGCAGAAGAAACGGUCACUUGCCAGGAAGAAGGAACUUACAGUUGGGGCCAUGGCAUAUUUAGUUCUCACCUGGGAAGGCAAUGGCUUGAUCUUGGCAUCAAUCUUAGCAGUCGCCGCAGGAUACUUUACCCUCUAUGGCCUUGAAUAG
Arthroderma uncinatum is the source of this 1320-nucleotide messenger RNA. RefSeq lists its product as uncharacterized. Lineage: Eukaryota; Fungi; Ascomycota; Eurotiomycetes; Onygenales; Arthrodermataceae. The transcript has a single exon. The record is from RefSeq and is a predicted model, not a curated record. Gene Ontology annotation, biological process: phosphatidylinositol dephosphorylation. The coding region runs from base 1 to 1320 and encodes 439 amino acids. Gene Ontology annotation, molecular function: phosphatidylinositol-4,5-bisphosphate 5-phosphatase activity.